AAUGCUACAUAUAACAGUCUGGGGAACCUAAGCUGCUCUCUGUGCAAUGUCUCUGUGAAGAGCGAAUUGUUGUGGCAAACACAUGUUCUUGGGAAGCAGCACAAGGAGAAACUUGAACAGUUAAAACUUAAACAAUCAACACCCGGACCCAUUCCCAAUACUUCAUCUUCUCUCAAAAGAAAAUCUACAAAUACAGAGUCUCCAGAACAGAAGAAAGCAAAAGACUCUAGUGAUCAUCCACAAGUUGUUCCCUCUGGGCUGCCAAAAGAUUUUUUUAGCAAAACUGAACAAGUAGAAGUAGAAAGUCCAAAACCUUCAGCCUGUGGCUUAUUAUUAGGAGACUAUGGAGAGGAAGAGGAAAACACAGAUGAAACACCAAAAGAAAUCAGUGACGAUAGCGCUUCACAACCCACAGUUCAGGAUACAGUGACUCCAGCAUCUACUCAGAAAUCUGAUGCUGUUACUACUUUAUCAUCAGACCACUUAGAUAACAAAGCUUUAGCUGCACCUCUGGUCUCCCAUUCUGGCUCUAUACAGAAAGCAGAAACACAAGAAAAGUUUAUGGAAAGGAGAGAAAACACUGCAGAGGCCUUGCCAGAGGGAUUUUUUGAUGAUCCUGAAGUCGAUGCAAAAGUGCGAAAAGUUGAUGCUCCAAAGGAUCAAAUGGACAAAGAAUGGGAUGAAUUCCAGAAAGCUAUACGACAAGUCAAUACAAUUUCUGAAGCUAUAGUAGCUGAGGAAGAUGAAGAAGGGCGACUUGACCGUCAGAUUGGAGAAAUUGAUGAGCAGAUUGAAUGUUUCCGUCGUGUUGAACAACUUCGUGACCGGCAGGAUAUAAUGAAAGAUAAACUAAAAGAAGCUAUGAUGCUCAGAGCUGCACAGGCUAAGGAAGAGGAUGAUAUCGGCAGUGAUGAUGAAGAGGAAUUGCAGGACUUGCUCUCUCAGGAUUGGAGGGCAAAAGGAACUUUGUUGUAAUUACCUUGGAAUAGAGUUUAAUCUCCUGGUCUGUAGGGGUAAUGACUUUUUACAUAAGCCACCUUUUUGUAAAGUAUUUGUUUAAAUAAUUUUUCAGAUAUUAAAACUGAUUGUAAAAAGCUUCUUUGGUUUAAGCACAGAAAGGUUUGUAUAUUAUCAAAUUGCAAGACCAUUUUUAUAAAAAAAGAAUUUUUGCUUUCCCAUUUAAAUUUAUAGUUGUUUCUCUGCUUGUAUCAGGUGUAUCUUUUAAACUAUCCAUAAAAGUGUGCAUAUGUUCCUCAUGGUGAGGUGAACACUUAAUCAAGUGCCAGCCAAGCACUUUUGACCAGGCACAACUGAUGUCUCCAUUAUUGUGGAGGAAGAGGAGGCAACUGCACUUGGUUUUAAUGGCAGCUUCCUCCGCAAUUCCUCCAGGUGUUAUGGAAACUAUCCUGAUGCUGAACCUAUAUUAGGAAUGGGAUUUAGCACUUUGCUAGCUUGUAUUACCACCUGUAUGCGGCAUGGAGGAUACUGUUGUUAAAACCAACAGGGGUUGUCUCCUCUCCAACAGUAAUGGAGCCACCAGCUGUGAGUGUCUCAGACUAUGCUGUACUGUUAGGUGGGGAUAUAAGAUGUGAUUGGGAAUUGUAGAGCUUCUUCUGCUAUAGUUUGGGAUUUGGCCAGUUCCAGAGAUUUCAGGUUCCAUGCCUUAUCACAAACCAUUCCUCAAUUUGAAAAAUCAGAUUGCACAAGGAAAUUUCUAUCCAUUUUGUUACUUUUAGAUGUAACCAAAGUAUUGGAUAUUCUAGAAUCAUUUAGAAUGAUUAAAGAUAGAGACUUGAAUAAUGGCCACUGUGAAAAAUUAAAUGUCUGAUACUUUUACAGCAAUUAAUUUGAGCUUGUGUCAUAAUCUUAACUAUUUCAAACCACAAAACGCCACAGCCAUAAACAUUUCUACUCAAAAGUUAAUGGAUUUACUCCUAGGUGAAGUGUUAUAGUAUUGCUAAGUCAUCAAUUUCUGUUGCUUCACUUCUGCAUACCAAUAGCUAUUCAUUUCCAAGGCAAUUUGAAUGCUAUGGUUGGAUUUGUCUGUAGCGAAGAAACCAACAUAUCUAAAAUCGCUGGAAUAGCGGUAUAGAAAUAAAAUAUUAUUAUUAUUA
Sceloporus undulatus (fence lizard) is the source of this 2114-nucleotide messenger RNA. RefSeq names its product zinc finger protein 830 (gene ZNF830). Gene Ontology annotation, molecular function: zinc ion binding; nucleic acid binding. Lineage: Eukaryota; Metazoa; Chordata; Lepidosauria; Squamata; Phrynosomatidae. The annotation marks the transcript as partial. The transcript has 9 exons. Gene Ontology annotation, cellular component: spliceosomal complex; nucleus. Gene Ontology annotation, biological process: nuclear DNA replication; mitotic DNA replication checkpoint signaling; mitotic DNA damage checkpoint signaling. The record is from RefSeq and is a predicted model, not a curated record.